UUUGUAGAGGUUUGGUUCAAGAACCCUUUGUGGAUACUAAAAUCCGUGGAUCCUUGAGUCCCAUUAAAUACAGUGGCAUAGCAAAAUUGUAUCCCUUACAUGAAAUGGCAGAAUCAAGUUUGCUUUUCAGAUUUUGUGGGGGAAUAUUUUUAAGCCAUGGAUGAUUGGAUCUGUCUAUAUGGAGGAUCAAUUGUACACAGCAAUGCAAAACAAGAACUAGUAUUUAUUUACCAUUAUCUACUAUCAUGGUUCCAGUAGGAGAUACCUAUUUUAAUUAUGUUGACAGAAUGGUCUUAGCUAGUAAAGUGACAAAUGCUGGUGAGAGCAGAAAAUAAUUCUUCAGCUUUUUCUUAAGAGUAUAUAUUCUGGGCUUAUUUCACACAUUUUUGCACACCUUGCACUAUUUCCUGCAGUAUUUUUCUUCAGAUGAGUUGUCAAGGAGCAGUGAUCUUCACGUAAAUUAAGCCUUUUCCUUAAAUAAAAUGCUUGGACACUUAAAUGUCAGAAAUCCACACAAAGUUAGAUUUGAUUUCUAUCAGCCUAGCCUCUCAUUCACCUGGCGUGUCAUUUUUUCAAGCUGUUCUCUUUUGACAUAUGGUUGCUCUCAUUAUGCCCAAUAAGCACAUUUCAAUGAAACCAGGUCACAUCGCUACCCAGAUAACGUCCAGGUGCAGUUUUUCAUCCACUUUGGGUACAAUUUGCAGCCUAUUUUUGCACAGCUACGCAAUCUGUUUCAGGGUUGUGGGGGUUCGUUGGACUAGAUCUCCCUGCAACCCUAUCCUGUAGUGAGAGAUGAGGCUUCCAUGUUACUCGUCCUUGAUUUGUACUGAGGUCUCUGCUUGUUUAUACUCAUGAUGGGCAAAUCAGACACCUUGCUCAUGACAUCUUCAUGCAGUGGGCUGCAAAGCCAUGGUAGUUCAUGCCAGAAGGUUAGCAAACACUUUAAAAUUUACACCUAAAUUGUAACCUGUGAAGAACAUCUUUCUCUACAAGUGGUCAGAGUCUUUUUAUGACCAUGCUCAAUAUACCUGAAUAAGAAAACUUUUUUAAAUGGAAGAUUUUGAACCAUGGAAACUUGAACAUGGUAAAUUUGCGUGAUAUGGAGUAACAGCUGUUUAUUCCCCCUGAGCUCUUAUGGCGUGUAUCUCCAAGAUGGCAUAUUUAAAACAGGUGGGUAAAGUGUGGCACUUCAGACUGCAGUUUCAGUAUCUUUCACCAUUGUAUAUGAUGGCUAGGACUGCUGGGAGAAAUCACCAAAGGUUUCAGUGGGUUUGGAUGGGAAUCAGCUGUUCAUGCCCGGUUCUGUGUUGGAACAUCUCCCAGAUGGUUGCUUAGCAGACUUAAAUGGUUAACUACAGAGUUUUAGGAUGUAACAUUUCUUAUGAUACCACAGGUGCUCUACUUGAUGGUAUUUUGCCACCUUCUUCUGACUCACUCGCAUUUUCUGGGAAACCUUUUGCAAAAGUUUAAUUAUGAAGUGCUAUAUUUAGAGAAUUCAAUUUAAAUGGAGAUUUUGUAGUCCUUCAGAUAAUGCUGGACCUCAGCUCCUGAAAGACCUUGCCAGCAUAUUCAGUAGUGAUUAAUGUUGUCACUUGCAGUUCAACAGCUAGAAAGGUGCACAAUUCCUGCUCCUGAUUCAAGGCAUUUUUUGGAUAAGAUCCUGCAUCAGCUGGUGUAUUGGAAAAUUCCAUCCAAGCAGCACAAUGAUAUGUCUUACCUCCCACGGGAUUCACCGUCCAUGUCCAAUUAGUAGGCAAUGGGCCAAAACAGUGCAGUGACCAAAAUUUCAAUCUGCAGGUUUAAUAUGACACCUGGAUAUCUCAUUGAUAGGAUGCCAGCCUAUAUCUUGUUCUGGAUCUCGAAUGGUUCGCAGAAUAUCCAUAAAAGAAGAUAGUCUUUGCAGGCUUACCAUCUUAAAGACAUUACACAAAUGUAAAAGGGAAAGGGAAGGUAUUUUUAAAAAGUCAGGUAGUCUUUUAGCAAGGAUUUGAUGUAACGAUUGCUUCUGAGCUGUUAAAAUCUGGCUAUCAAGAUUGAAACUUAGGCGCCUUUAGGAUGUAUGUCUAUUGGAAUAGCCCAGAAUCCCAUCUUGGUUCACUCUACUUUCGUUACUGUGUUCAUUGGGGUUAAGGCAAUGGUUCUCAAUCAUAGGUCCUUGUAUUUUGCUCCUGGAAAUCACACCCAGCAUGGCCAAUGAUGAAGGAUUCUGGGAGCUGAAGUCCAAAACAUCUGGAGGCUAAAGGUUGAUAAUAAUUGAGUCAAGCAACACAGAUACUUAUUGUAAUCUGUUUAAGGACCUUGAAGUAUACCAGUUUUGUGUCUUUCUAUCUUACCUUCUCAACCCUUCUGUCGAAUUACUCUCAGAUAAUAAGGUACAGAAUUAAUAUCCUUGAGUCAUCCCACUGGAAAGCCAGUGUGAUAUAGUGGUUUGAGUGUUGGACCAGGACUCUUGGAGACCAGGCAAACACCCUCGGAACAAAUCUGUGUUAAGUAAAGCCAACUAAGGGUUGCAUAAAUCAGGAUUCCUUAAGAAGUCAGUUACUUUUACACGGAGUGUACAGAACUGGAUUCAGAUAGUUUAAAUACACUUUGUGGAAAAGCUGGCAUCGUCUCUUCCUUGAGAAGAAGCAUUUCCUAUGUUCAGCUGGCAGUACUCAGACCCAUAAAUUAUGGUGCAUUUGACUCUGAAGCAAUAUUGGUUUUGGAGAAGGUGUUGGUCAUAAGAUAGCACAAUGAAAUUUGUGGCAGAUUUUUAAAUAACCUUUAUGUGUGCCAGGUUCAGAGUAGUUCAUUUUGGCACUGCUAAGGCACUCAGAAACUUUCCAUUCAAUAUACUGAUGCAUCUGGGCAUGAAGAUAGGAGCAUUGUGUUACUCUUGUCCUUCUCCAGAGGAUAUGUGUUGCAGUGUGUUUUCCAUUGCAGAUAGAAGUAAAUAACUGCUAAGUAUGUAGAACUGGCACUGUAUUUGUACCAUUGACUAAAACUCCUUCUUUACUGGAAAUCUGCUAUGGAGUGGUAUCUGUCCUUGACUUUGAGAAGCUCUCUUUUUCUGGCCAUCUUGUUGAUAUCUCAAUAUUGCAUAAAGCUUCGCUUCAUCUUUGUAAUAUUCUUUCACCUCACUUCAGUAUAUAAAAGUACACUUAGAUGACAUAUUUUAUUUUAUUUUAUUUUAUUUACAGUAUUUCUAUUCCUCCCUUCUCACCCCGAAGGGGACUCAGAGUGGAUGACAAUGUACAUAUACAUGGCAAACAUUCAAUGCCAUUAGACAUACGACCACACAGACAAAGACACAGAGACUAUUUAACAUUUUCCAGCUUCUGGCUUCAUGAGGGUAUGCUCGAUUCCGGCCACAGGGGGAGUUGCUGGUUCAUCGUCCACUGUGACACUGAGUCCUUGAUGGAGUACUUUCUCAUCUUCUGCAUGCACGCUGCUGAAGAUUUUUAUGGUGAUGUAAAUUUAUUUAUUUAUUUAUUUAUUUAUUUAUUUAUUUAUUACAACAUUUAUAUCCCACCCUUCUCACCCAACAGGGGACUCAGGGCGGCUUACAAUAAAACACACAUAUAAAAACUGUACAGUACAUUAUACAUCAGAUUAAAAUUAUUAGCUUACACCAGCAAAUUUGUUAAAUUAGCCUCCUUGCAUAAGCAGUCCCUAAAUAUUCCUACUUGGCAGAUGCAACUGUCUUUCAGGUUGCUUAGUUAAACAAUGAGCUAGGCUAUUUAAUGGUCGGGCACUCAAUCCGACCUGGGCUUCGAACUCAUGACCUCUUGGUCACUAGUGAUUUAUUGUAGCUGACUACUAACCAGCUGCGCCACAGUCCGACUCAUAGAAAUGAUCCCUUGUUAUCAUUAUAAGGUUCCCCAGAUAGCAUAUAAGGUAUAUACACUCCCUCUCCUUCUGUCUACUUCUGAGUGCAGUAAUGAUGGAUCUGGGUCUGCCUUUUCUCUCCCUCUAAGAUCAGGGCAGUGGCAGCUGAGAGUUUCUGCUCUGAGCUCAUCUGCUUCUGAGCUUAAGAAAACCUUAGGACAGUGGUUCUCAACCUGUGGGUCCCCAGAUGUUUUGGCCUUCAACUCCCAGAAAUCUUAACAGCCGGUAAACUGGCUGGGAUUUCUGGGGGUUGUAGAUCAAAACACCAGGGGACCUACAAGUUGAGAACCACUGCCCUAGGAAUUGUAUGGGAUCGCCACAAGUCAAAAGGUAACUUGAAGUCACAUACACACACAUAUAAGGCAAAAUACUGAGACUUGCCAAGAUCUUGACAUCUUUUUUUCAGCAGUUACAGCCUUUAGCAGACCAUACGAUGCAGCUGAUGGGAACUCUGACUUCACAAUGGUAUAAGACUGCUCUAGUCUAUUAAGCUUCUCCCCCCACCCCCAAUCUCCCAAUUGUUGUAUUAUGUUAUAUAGCCCUUCAUAGUUAACAGGUUUGCUCUGUACCUAGUGAGAAGUCGGGAUGAAGUGUUGAAUUUCCUAUUUUUCCCAGUAUUGAAAGAACCAGGAUUUGUAACAUCAACUGAACAUUUCCUCUCACUGUCCAAAGUAUUCUGAUGUGCUCAAAAGGCCAUAGUAAAGUCAACUAAGGGUUGCGUAAACUAAGUGUUCCUGCUCCCCACAUUCUGUCAUUGCCUCCACAUCACCAUCUUCCUUCCAGCCUGUUCUCAGCUGUAUGCAUCAUUUGUUCCAUUGUCAACCCUGCAUGUGAUGCAAGCAGCAGCAAGUGAUAGUCCUUCUGCCACAACUCCUGUUUCCUUCCCAUUGGAAUUUACCAGGCUUUCUGGCACAUCUUUGGUGUUCUGUCUCUCAUCCCAGUCCUCCAGUGGGAUUGUCCAGCUGUACCUUUGGAUAAGGCAGAUCAGCUUUGUGAACAGACAAUGUCUACUGUUCUACAGAGGUUGCUGUGUAACAUUGCUGUGAGGCGGAGCGUGGGUGGGACAAACAAAUGAUAAAACCAAUGCAAUAAUUAACUCAAAACAUUAACCUCAUCUUGGCAUGGUAGCAGUAAUACUAGUGGGGAAGGUUGCAGAAAUCCAAAUGACUUUAUUGACCAUUUAAUAAUAAAAUAAAUGUGCCCUCUAUUACCAAAGGUAGUACUGUUUUCAAAAGACUGUCCUAUUUAAGCGAAAAAGUAACCAUAAUUGAGAGAGGUGGAGAUUAGAGACCCAAAUGUUGACACAAUUAAUACAGGAGGCCCUUGGUAUCUGUUUUGGUUUAGUGCCAUGACUCCCUCAUGGAUACCAAUAUCCCUGAAUGCUCAAGUGCUAUUAUAUACAAUAGCCACAUGACCUUGGAGGUGUCUACGGACAACGCCAGCUCUUCGGCAUAGAAAUGGAGAUGAGCACCAACCCCCAGAGUCAAACAUGACUGGACUUAACGUCAGGGAAAACCUUUACCUUUACCUAGAAUAAUACUUAUUUAAAAUGGCAAAGGGCUGCUUUUUGGAAUUUUGCAUGGGAAUAUUUUUAAGAUGACUGUAUCCAAACAUAGCCUGAGUAGGCAUACGUGUCUUCUGCUCAAAAUAUUCCCCACUUAUAGAGUUGUGAAAAUAAUUGUAAAACUUCCUACUUUUGCAUGUCUAUAUAAAUUAUGCAAUUACUUUGUUACAAAUUUGUAUCUUCUGUUUUGAUUAUUUUUUAGUUGCACCCCUAGGGUUUAUGUAUUUGCUUUAAAAGCAGAUCACAUAUGGCAUUGUUAGUGGCUUUGUUGUGCAUGUCUUCAAGUACUUAAGGUCAUGGGGUUUUCUGGGACUGAGAGUGUGUGACUUGCCCAUGAUCACCCAGUGAUUUUCCACAACCAAGUGUGAAAUUGAACUCUGGUCUCCAGAGCUGUAAUUCAACACUUGAACCACUACACAAUGACAAACACAAUGACAAACACAUUCCCUACACAGUGAUCAACACAAUGAUCAUCCUCUACCCUACCUUUUAACUGAUGCCCAAAUGCCUACACCUAGCUGAUGGAGAAUGAGGGAGCAGAAGAAAUGUCUAGCUAUGCCCCACAGUACCGACUUUAUUCUCCUGGAUCUCAGGACAUAUCUUAGCUGUUCUCCUGUUAUCUGUUGACCAGGAAAUUGACGUGGGGGUGGCAGUGUUGGAAAUUAGCUAAAAGUGAGGGUUUAUGUUGUGAAGUAGAAAAUACUUCAUUGUUCAACCAAUGUGGAACUUUACAUCACAUCUCCUUUUCCAGAAUCUGAGCCAUUAAGACAUCUAUGAUGAUCUGUAUUUGAACUGAACCAGUAAUCAAUUAAUACAUCUAUUUUAAACAGUACAGUGCUUUCCCCUCCCCUCCUCCCAUGUAUCUGUCCAUUGCAUUUACCCAGAUUCACAUAAACACAUUAGAGAGCAGUACAGCAAGGAGAUAAGCUUCUUUUACUGCUUUUCUAAUUGCACAUGUGUUGAAUUGUAAAGUGAUUUUGAGGGCAAAGGUCCUUAACAAGGAAGGAAGGUCGCAUUUGUCAUGGUCUACAGCCAUAGUUAAGAGGAAAUGCUGUGUGUAAUUAUUAUUCUAAAAUUGUGGAAGGAUUUUAGGACAAAAAUCGCAAAGAAAAUCUCAAAACUAGUUGGGAACGAAUGCGCAAAGGACUGAAUUUGCUGUGGCAGCCAACCAGUGCUUUUUCUGUAGGAAUGGGACAGAGUAUCUUAAGGCAGCCAAAGCUGUAAUAACUACAUUAUUGGGCCUGAGUGCUUUCAGGUGAACUGUGUGAGAAAGAGCUGGAUUCCUCCUAUCCCUUUCUUGCCCAUGGAUGUAGUGGAUGAAAAUGAGGCUUUGCAGCAGUUUUUUGAAGGGCAAGAUGUCCAUAGAGCAUUGGAGAAUACAAUGAUGGAUACACACAUGCUGGAAGAGUUCAUAGAUUGUGACCUCAAAUUAUUUGGAAACCUGCAAAACAAGCUACCCGAUUCCCCACCAGAUUCAGGAUCAGAGCCAUAUUCACCACCACACUCCAAAGGACUAACUAAUAAGUUUCCUGGCAAAUUUUUGGAGGCGACUAGUAAGAUGAAUCCUAAUGGUCAAGUCUGUCCUGCAUAUCAGGACUGCUCUCUGAAGACAGGAAAUGCUGUCACGUCCUGGAUGAGUUCUACAUCUACAAACAACUUUGGUUUACAUGGCUCUCCAGUAAGAACCUCUCUCAGUCCUAGCCUUUCCUUGACAUCUAAAAAGAGGAAACGACCUGAGAUGUUGGAGGACUCCCUAGAAUUUCUAACAUGGCCUGGCGACAUUGGACAAAUGCCUGUUAAAGACUUUUCUUCCGACAUGCAAGUUUAUGACUGUGACAGACAGAGUGUGGGGUCUGUUGAAAAAUGCUGCCAGUCCCUUACAUGGCAGCCAUAUCGAAAAUCGUCCUGGAGUAGCCUGUUUAAUCAUAAUUACGAAAAACUCCCGGAUGUGGGAUAUCACAUCGUAACAAACAAAGGAUUUAAUUUCUCAGCAGUAGAUGAUGCUUUUGUCUGUCAGAAGAAAAAUCACUUCCAGAUCACGGUCUAUAUUCGAGUGGUUGGAAAUCCAGCAUUUGUCAAAACCCACUUGGGGCUGAAGCCUGUGGAAAUGUUCUGUUUAAAGGCUUUUGGUAUAAAGGUGGAUGCCCCCAAUCAAGUAAUUGUUAUUGAACAAUCUCAAUCUGACCGAAGCAAAAAGAUUUUCUCUCCUGUUAAAAUUAAUCUGCCAGGAGACCAGGUGACCAAAGUAACCAUGGCAAAAUUGCACUUUAGUGAAACAACAGCAAAUAAUAUGAGAAAGAAAGGAAAGCCUAACCCUGAUCAAAGAUACUUUAUGCUAGUGGCGGGAUUAUAUGCUGUCAGUCAAGACCAGUCUUAUUUGGUGGCUGCUCAUGUCUCAGAAAAGAUCAUUGUCAGAGCCUCUAACCCUGGACAAUUUGAGAAUGAUACUGAUGCAUGCUGGCUACGAGGACAAGUUCCCGAAACAGUUAUUUGUCAUGGUCGAGUUGGGAUUAACACAGAUGCACCAGAUGAAGCUUUGGUUGUUUGUGGAAACAUGAAAGUUAUGGGAGCAGUCAUGCAUCCAUCUGACAGUCGAGCCAAGCAAAAUAUCCAAGAGGUUGAUACGCACGAACAGCUGAGAAGAAUAGCACAGGUGAGACUUGUGGAAUAUGACUACAAGCCUGAAUUUGCAUCUGCUAUGGGAAUUAACCAGAUCCAUGAAACAGGAAUAAUUGCUCAAGAAGUUCAAGAACUUUUACCCAGAGCUGUAAGAUCUGUUGGAGAUGUUGUGUGUGAAAAUGGAGAAAAAGUUGAUGAUUUCCUGAUGGUUGAUAAGGACCAAAUUUUUAUGGAAAAUGUGGGUGCUGUGAAACAGCUCUGCAAAUUAACAAACAAUCUCGAAGUGAGGAUAGAAGAGUUGGAAGGAUGGAAUAAAACACUGGCUAGACUGAAACGGACCAACAGCUAUAAGUCAACGACAACUACUGAAAACAACCCAAUGAAGAAAUUUAGCCAAGUUGGUUCUUACAUACCACCAAGAAAACCAGUCACCACAAAACCUAGCAAGGUUUGUUUUCCAGCAAAAAAACAGUCAUGGACCAGCUAUAGGAUUUUCCAGAUAAUAGUAAUUGCAUUGGUUGCUGUGAUGGCCCUUUGCAUUAUGACCAUAUGCACCCUUUAUGUACUGAGCAUCCCAGAACAAGACGUGGUCCAAUCUGGAUCCAGCAUGUCGACUAGUCGGAUAACAAUCCCUCCAUCCAUCACUCUGCCAGUGACCAUCACUAGAUACAAAACGAUGCCUCCAAACCCAAGACCAACCAAUAUCAUCCCUGAAGUGAAUUUCUGUGACAUUUUACCUUGUCACAGAACUUACUGCUGCCCAAUGCAUCAGGGAGAAAGAAGUGAGCUGAACUACCUGACAAUUAAUGCAAAGGAAGAAAGAAAUAAAGGAAAAGAACUAUCAGAACAAAACUGGAUUGAGAAGCCUGACCUUGGAAAUGACUGGACUGAUACAACAAUCAGUUCCAUGCAGAUCUUGGAGUCACAGCAGAAAAUAGACCGUCGAUAUUGCAGAAGAAACUUACAAUGUGGGUCUGGAAAUUAUAGUUACAUAAUUCCCCUUAACAAGCACACGCCACUCAAGGUAAAAAUCUCACUAGAAAUCAAUACAACAGAACCAUUGAUAAUAUUUCAAUGCAAAAUCACAUUUGGAAAGCAUUGCUUCUAUCAUCUACCAUCUCAUAAAAAGAGUGAAUCCUUUCAGGAAACCACACAGGGACUGCAGCAUCUUUGGGUUCUUCCUGUGGCUUCAUUGUACGAGAGCGCCUACCAUUUUCGUGUCGCUGUUCCUGACCUUGCUGACUGUUCAACCGAUCCUAACUAUGCUGGGAUAUUUUUCACUGAUUACUACUUCUACUUCUACCGCAACUGCUUCUGAAAGUACAGCUUGAACUCUCUUUGAAAAAGAAAGGAGAGAAGAGAAAGCCUCCUGGUGUUUCAGAGAUUUUUGUUUGUUACCAGGACUUUAUUUGUUUGUUACCAAGACUUUAUUUGGUGAUAAACAUUGACACGUGCCAUAGCAUAAAUCAUAGAAUUGGAAGAGACCUCAUGGGCCGUCCAGUCCAACCUCCUGCCAAGAAGCAGGAAAAUCACAUUCAGAGCACCCCUGCCAGAUAGCCAUCCAGCCUCUGUUUAAAAGCCUCUCAAGAAGGAGACUCCACCACACCUCCAGGACAGAGAGUUCCAUUGCCAAACAGGUCUCACAGUCAGGAAGUUCUUCCUAACAUUCAGAUGGAAUCUUCUUUCCUGCAGUUUGAAGCCAUUGUUCCAUGUCCUAGUCACCAGGGCAGUGGAAAACAAGCUUGCUCCCUCCUCCCUAUGACUUCUCCUCACAUAUUUAUACAUGGCCACCAUGUCUCCUCUCAGCCUUCUUUUCUGCAGCCUAAACAUGCCCAGCUCUUUAAAUAACUCCUCAUAGGGCUUGUUCUCCAGACCCUUGAUGGCACAUCUGCAGAAAAUCAUUCCAGUUUCUUUGCUGCUAGGGUCCAGCAUCCUUAGGAUGCUGUGUAGGUAGAAUUGGGUCCCUAAAAUGAAUUCUAUCCAGAUUAUUACCAGCCAGUAAUCAAAUUCUCCAUUGUUGGAUGCAGUGACCCUAGACAAGUGUUGUACCCCUUAUAGGCUAGAGCUGAUAGAAGAUGGACUCCCAAGGAUUAUAUAGUGCAGAAGAGAAUCAAAGUGCACAAAUGUGAACCACCUGUUCCCCAACUGCUGUAAGAGUUAUUCAAGUAGGUUAGUAAAAAGAGGCAAAUUCACUACCCCAGUUUGCACUCAGCCUUCACAUUUUCUCCUUACAUCAAACUGCUACUCUAAUACAAAAAUGUAUCAAGUAACUAAUACAAGUUUUUCUAUCUGUACCAUUGGAAGCUCAAUUUACUAUCUAAUUCCCAACACCCCUCCCAACCACCCUGCCCAGCCAUGCAAGGUAUCCUUGGAUCUUACAAGGAAGUAGUAAACAAGAUGUAUCUGACUCAGUCUCUGGUAAUGCGUAUCCCUGACCUCUGUUGUCACCGUUAAUUGAUGUGCAAAUGGCUUCGCAAUAUGAUCCAGCAUGGUGUAAUGAUUUGAGUAUUGUACUAUGACUCUGGACCAAUGUACAAAUCCCUGCUGAGCCAUGGAAACCUACUAAGUAAACUUGGACAAGUCACACUCUUUCAACCUCAGAGGAAAGGAAAGCCAACUCUCCCUCUGAACAAACCCUGUGAAGAAAAUCCCAUGACAGGUUCACCUUAAAACUGCCAUAUGUUGGAAAUGUCUUGAAGGCACACAAUAACAGCAACAAAUAGUUAGCUUAUAUUUUCUGUUGAAGUAGUACUAAAUCCAGGCUCCAAGUAGUUUUUGAACAGGCUGUUAAUUCAGGUCUGCAACACUGAUUUAUAGUCUAGGUGGGGGUGUAGGAAACUCAAUUGUGUUUAGAGGGACACUAUGCAGUUAAUGCAUAUGUGUGUGUGUGUGCCUUCGGGUUGCCUGUUGACUUAUGGUGACCCCCUGAAUUUAUUGUGCAUGAAAUCAACACAGUUCCCUGACCCACUUACACUCUUAGUUACUAGAGAACUGGCAGGCAUUUGCUGAAACACACAUACAGUACACACACACGUGCAGUGUAAAUCAAUGCUGGGAAGGAAUUAAAGCUUUUUUUUAAUUUCUCUGUGGCUUCUAUCCAGAAAGCAGUUGUUUCUCUUGACAGCUGGCUAUAGCUUCAGUUUGUCUAGAAGCAAUGAGAUUACUGUUGGCUUUUCAGCAAGGUCAUCUUUGUAUUUCAGUUAUCCUCCCAAGGCUCGUGUUGGUAACGACUCCUACCUAUUUCCAUUCAACUGGGAUCAGAAUGGUAAAUCAUAAACCUGUCCAGUUAAGGCCUUGUUAUUGCCUUGUUUCUUACAUAAGCUUUGAAACGAUUAAACUUUUUUUGAUUAGUCCUUU
Anolis carolinensis (green anole) is the source of this 11407-nucleotide messenger RNA. It is a transcript of the gene myrfl, whose product is annotated as myelin regulatory factor like. The transcript is spliced from 25 exons. Gene Ontology annotation, cellular component: nucleus; endoplasmic reticulum membrane. The record is from RefSeq and is a predicted model, not a curated record. Gene Ontology annotation, molecular function: sequence-specific DNA binding; DNA-binding transcription factor activity. Gene Ontology annotation, biological process: positive regulation of DNA-templated transcription; protein autoprocessing. Lineage: Eukaryota; Metazoa; Chordata; Lepidosauria; Squamata; Anolidae. The coding region runs from base 6735 to 9368 and encodes 877 amino acids.